CAAUUGAACUCUGAUCGUCAAUCGCAAAGAUUUACAUAAUGUUUUGGGGGCGUAGUUCCAUUUUAAUCUAAGCGUCAGCAACAAUUAUCUCUAAAAAAACACACACAUCAUAACGGUGGGUGUGUUUCUUAUAAAUCGCGAACCGUCCGUCUGUUAUUGCAUCAGAAGUGGUGCGCGGCUGGAAUCGGCCAAUAGAAAGGUUCGAUUUAUCGCGGUCGGAGCGGAGCGGGGUGAUACUUUAAUGACGUUGAAAAUAAUAAAUACGGCAGCGAUUUUAACUUGAAUACUAUUGUACCGUUAUAUGACGUUAAAAUAAGGUUAACUGCAGAAAUGGCACCGACAACGACGACGAGAACAGGGGAAAUCGAAGCGAUUUUUUUCGAUUUGGACAAUACGUUGAUUGAAACGAGGAAAGGCGAUAAACUUGCUUGUAAUAAGCUGACGGAAAUUCUACGAGAAAAAUAUUCAAUACCAAAUGAAAUAUCAACAAAAAUUUGCUCUAAUUACUUAAGAGCAUUUCGAAAAUGUCCCGAAAACCCUUCCAUGGAUCUCGAUGUUUGGAGAAAAUUACUUUGGGCGCAAGCUUUAGGAACUGAUUAUAACAAUUUAGCAGAUGAAAUUUAUUUAACUUGGAUUCAAUUGCGUUAUCGUUAUCUUGCCUUAUCAACGGAAACAUUAAAAUUGUUAGAAAAUUUAAGGAAAAACAACUACCUCUUGGGAUUGAUAACAAACGGACCAUCUUGCGCUCAAUGGGAAAAAAUACAACGUUUGGACUUACGAUCGCUGUUCGAUAUUAUAUUAGUUUCGGGAGAUUUGCCAUGGGAGAAACCUAAUCAACGCAUUUUUUAUGAAGCUUGCGAUUAUUUAAAAGUAAAACCAAGUAAAUGUUUGAUGGUUGGCGAUAAAAUGGAAACCGAUAUUUUGGGUGGUAUUCAAGCGAAUUUGGGUGGAACCGUUUGGAUACCUUUAACGCAGGAUAUUAUUAAUGAAGAGGAAGAAAAAAAUAAUUUUCGAUUCCGUCCCGAUUACGUUAUCGAUAAUGUUAAUGAAUUAAUUGAUUUAUUACUUCCAGUUUCCGAGAAUAACGAUAGGAAAAGGAAUUUUGUAAGAAUGGAUAUUUUUGAUGGUAAUAGUAACGGAAGUGAUUGUUGUAGUUGAGUUCACUUUUCAAUUUAUUAUUUAACAAACAUUUUUAGUUGAUCAACUAACCAAUUAAUGACAUGACAAAAUUGUAAAUCUCAGUAGAGGCUUACAAAUUAUUAUUAAUUGAGCAACUAUUAGUGUUAGUUAUUUUGAUUAGUUUUUCUUGUUGUUAGAUCUUGUUAGGUUUUUAUUAUUAUUACUUUUUUAAGUCCUUGGUAGAUUUAGAAAAAAAUUGUUUCUACAUGAAAAAUGAAGUAAAUUUUUUUUGUUGAUAAGCCUAAACAAAAAGGAAAAUAUCUCUGUGAAAAUGGAAGAAGAGACAAUAUGUGAUAAGAAAAACUGUGCUAUAUCAUUAGUUACAACGAUGUAACUAACAUGAAAAAAAGUAUAUUUUUAGACUUUUUGAAUAAUUAUAAGGUACAGAAACUAUUUAAGUUAUUAGGACGAUGCUGAUUAUAUUAUUAGGUUUGUCCCAACAUGCUACAAAACUGUUCAUAAACUAUUCUAAAAUUUAAUUAAUAAAUUUACUUAAUAUGUAAACAAAAAAGAAAUACAAUUCAUAAAGUUGUUUAUCAUAACAAGUAAUGUUGUGCACGCGUAUUUCUCAACCAUUUCAUUAAAUCACUUUUUACCAAGCAAAUUAUAACAUAACAGGCCACCUUAUACACAAACAAAUUUAUUUGAAUCAAACUUCUCUCAAUUUUUGGUAAUAAUACAUAUCUAAGAAUGAUAAAUAAAUUUGAAUUUUAAUUGAAAAUAAUAUGAUAAACGUUAAAUAUGUUAAUAACAAAGACUACAAAGUCUAAAUUUCAAUUCUGAUUCUGGAUUAAUUAUAGAAAUGAGAUGACAGACAUGUCACUGUAUGAGUAAUUAGAAAUUAGUGUCAUAUAAUUGUCUUGAUAUAGAUAUCAAGCAUAAUCGCCCCACAAGAUUUCUGAUUACUCACCAAUUCAUAUUUCUAGAAUCUUUGAACGAUUUUCUGGCAUGUUAGAAAAAACCUAUUAAUGCACAGUACGAGCUGAUUUUUUAGAUGAUUUUGAAAAAGAACUUUAAUAUAAUCAUGUUUUCUAAAAUCAUCUAAAGUUUCAUUUAUAAAAUUGUUAGAUGCUUUUUUCAAAAUAACCGCACAACUUCAAAUUGGGAACAUACAAUUUCAACUUAGACAAAAAUCAAAUACACAAUUUAUAUAAUAUGUUAAUUAUAUAUGUUAUAUUCUUUAAGCCCACUUUUACUAUUCUCCUGAUAAACUAUCUAAGGGAUAGUUAUCAUGGUUACAGCGGUUUUAAGCGCUUGUAAUACAUGAUAACAAAAUCAAACAUACAUGUAAUAACAUGUAUGUUUGCUGCUCUAUACUUUGUACCACGUAGUUUUUUUACUGUUUUUUCAAUAAGCAGUGGUCGUUUUCACUAAUGUGUUUGAUAGCGUUCUCCAAUCUUCGUUACUAUUUUCGUUUUGGCCUAACUUUCUAUCUGUUCAAAUCUCUUCUCUGUUAGUUUUCAUUUAGUUAGCACUCUCGCAACUCUGCCAUGCUCCAUCCUGUGUAGAUGCCCCAGCUAUUGCAGGCACUGUACCUUUAUUAUAAAACAAACUAUAUCCUUGUCCCUCAUGCUAUCCAGCUCGUGGUUCAUCCUGAUUCUCCAGCUACCAACUUCCUCUUGUAUAGGACCGAAAAUCUUACGGAGUAUCUUUCGCUCAAACACUCUCAACGUGGUUUCGUUUCAGCUGCGUAGGUUAUAUUCAAAACCCGGUCUUUCUGUUGAGGAUUUUUGAGCAUUUGAGACUUUUAUUGGCGUAGCAGUGAUCGCCACUUUUUCCGCGACUCGACCUCUGCCGUUUCAGUGUCCCUUGGUAGGUGAAUCGUGUCAUCCCCUCGAAUCUAAAGUUGACGAUAAGUAUUGUUGUUCCCUUGCUCUAUCUCCUGCGCUAAUUGUCAUGUACCUCGUUUUAUUAUAGUUUAUUCCUGGCCCUAGUCCCAUUGGCUGUUGGUUCCAUUCUGCUCUGAAGAAAACUUUCGCAUCCUUCAGAGCGCCUUCAUUUCUGCUUAUGCAUAUCUCCAGGUAUGCAGAUCAGAAGAAGGACAGACAUUGGACCAGGUUUAAGAGGAUAGACGAGAUCCGCCUCUGUUUGUCUAAAAAUAUUCGGCGUGGGCAUCGUUAUUAUUGUGCAAUGCACAAAUUUGCAAUUUUUAAUAUUUCACAGCUAUCUCAAAUUGAAAUAGUUUAUUCUUAUUUUGAAACUGUUUAUUCCCAAUUUGAAGUUGAAAAGAUCUAGAUUUUAUUGUAAUUUAGUUUAGAUUUAUUAAACUAUUCGAGAUUUUUUUGAUUUUUACUGGACUU
Molecule: messenger RNA, 3479 nt
Organism: Onthophagus taurus
Lineage: Eukaryota; Metazoa; Arthropoda; Insecta; Coleoptera; Scarabaeidae
Product: N-acylneuraminate-9-phosphatase
Biological process (GO): N-acetylneuraminate biosynthetic process; dephosphorylation
Molecular function (GO): N-acylneuraminate-9-phosphatase activity
Source: RefSeq, a predicted model, not a curated record